Messenger RNA from Mycena citricolor, 299 nucleotides. NCBI's taxonomy places the organism in Eukaryota, Fungi, Basidiomycota, Agaricomycetes, Agaricales, Mycenaceae. The record is from the annotation of a GenBank genome assembly.
UGUUCGUCCUCCGCCGUCCGGCAUAUCGCAAGGAAGGAUAGUCCAGACAAACGUCGGAGAUGGCGCGACCUCGUCGCGAGGACUCCUUAAAACAGUCUUUGCUGAAUGUUUCUCCCUCUGGUCGAGAAGCUAGGACGCAGGACCACCUAUGGAGUCCGACAUAUCCUGGUGUCUUAGGAGUACCGAUGUGGUUGUCUUACUGUAGUGGAUCAAUGUAUGUCCUGUACACAUCAGCACCCCUUUUGAUAGUCCUCGGGCCGUUAGGUAGCUAGAAAAUAAGGAGUACUGCAUGACCGCUU